Fusarium vanettenii 77-13-4 is the source of this 1581-nucleotide messenger RNA. RefSeq lists its product as uncharacterized. The transcript has a single exon. Lineage: Eukaryota; Fungi; Ascomycota; Sordariomycetes; Hypocreales; Nectriaceae. The record is from RefSeq and is a predicted model, not a curated record. Bases 1 to 1581 code for a protein of 526 amino acids.
AUGGGCUGGGCCAACCAGUGGCUCUCCCAAACACAGCUACCAUCGCACCCCAGAUGCAGCCCGCUCGGACUCUCGCUCCCCAAUAUUCAAGGAGUAAGUGUACUCUCAGUCAGCGCCCAUGAGCGUCGGAAUUACACCUAUGCCCCCGAUCCAUUCCCAGGGCUGCCACCUACCGACCCUAUUCCUGGCCUCAACUUUUGCAACGUCUCCGUCACUUACACGCACCCUGGCUGGGGUGAUACGAUCCACGUCAACACAUUGCUGCCCCUUGACAAUUGGAACUCCAGGUUUCUGGGGAUUGGAGGAGGGGGCUUCGUCACCGGAGGCAUCUUUUCUGAGUACAUGAUGCUGCCUUUCAUGUCAUCCGGGUUUGUCGUGUCUACCACCGAUGGCGGGCACUCUUCCGACGUUGCUGAGACUGGCUCUUACAACAGUUCUUGGGCCUUGACUAGCCCUGGAACUGUGAACUGGCCUUUGCUGGUGGACUUUGCCUCACUUGCACUGCACGAUACCGCGACUAUUGGAAAGGCUGUCACGGAGGCGUUCUAUGGAGCGCCUCCCGCGUAUUCGUACUUCCACGGAGGAUCUACCGGUGGAAGGCAGGGGCACAUGCUUGCCCAACGAUAUCCAAAGGACUAUGACGGCAUCGUGGCGCUGUACCCUGCCAUAAACUGGGCCAAGUUUCUAUGGGCAAACAUCUGGCCCAAAUUCCUCAUGGACCAGAUGCAAAUUUAUCCACGGUCUUGCGAAUUCGAAGCCAUCACGGCUGCUGCUUUGUCUGCGUGCGACAAGUUGGACGGCCUAGUGGAUGGUAUCAUAUCCAAACCAGGGCUCUGCGACUUUGAUCCCCACACCGUUGUUGGAAGCAAGGUGGAUUGCGACGGCGUUGAGACCGCCAUUUCGCCUGCGGCUGCCGAGUUGGUCGCCGCAACAUGGGAUGGGCCUCGGAGCUCUAAAGGAGAGUUCCAGUGGUAUGGAUUCAGCAAGGGCACCAUCAUGACUCGACCAGGCAUCGGUCCACUUCUUACUCAGUGUGCCCAAGAUGGCGGCUGCACAGGGGCUGGCUUCCCCAUCUCCGACGUCUGGGCUCGAUACUGGGUCGUGAAGGACCCUGCCUUUGAUAUGAGUAAAAUCGCUCAUGAAGAAUGGGACGAGCUUAUACACGCCUCGAUUAAUGAGUAUGAGUCCGUCAUCGGCACGUCUGAUCCGGACCUGUCCGCCUUCAAGAGGAACGGCGGCAAGAUGGUCAACUGGCACGGGAUGGUGGACCCGGCUAUUCCCGUCAACGGAAGCACCGACUACUAUGACCGCGUCUUGAGGCAUGAUUCCGAGGCCCAGAAUUAUUACCGACUGUUCUUGGCGCCAGGGGCUGGUCACUGCUUCGGCUGCGGGCCAACACCGCCCAUGUCAGUGGACUUCAUGGUCGACUGGGUGGAGAGGGGAAUAGAACCUACGUCUCUGCGGGCUGUCGGUGCUGACGGGCAUGGUAACAUGGUGGAGAGGAAUAUCUGCAUGUACCCACAGGUUCAGCAUUAUGUGGGCGGGGACCCAACAGUCCCCUCGUCAUUUGUUUGUGUAUAG